CCUGAUUGUUUCGGAUGGUAUAUAAGGAAACGUCAAGUCGAUACUCUUCGCAUUUCCCGGAUGAACACUUAAAAUGCAAUUGGUGAUCUUCCUGUGGAUAGGUCUUUUGACUGUUCCGCAGGCAUCCGCCUCGGAUGUAUGCACUGGACAAAAUUUUGGAUAUAAAGUAGCUGAUUCAGACGAUCCACGUGCAUACUACCUUUGCCUGGGGUUGCUUGGCAAGACCAGAAAUAAUUGCCCUGAAGGAUAUCACUUCAACCUACCAUCCCAGAACUGCGUCAAGGACAUUAUGUCAAGCAAUCUUGCCAAACUAGAUAAACAAACUUUUGCCCGAGAUGUCAAUAGUGUGCAAAAUGUGUUCAAUAUCUUUCAAAAUAUUUCCAUGGACCAUCCAAUAAUUUUUAAUAUCUUUGGCUCGCUAUGGCCUUCGCCACCCAAAUCUCCACCAAGAACAACAUCAUCACCCGACCCUGACGCUACUACCAACAAAGAUCUGUCUUCUACAACUGUAGAAGGUAUAAUCACGGAAGAUAUUUUAACUGAAAUUUAUAUCUCAAGCUCUACGACAGAAAGUUUAAUGGUGAGCUCUAUAGAAAGUUCAAGUUCCACAGACAGUUCUAUUAAGAGUUCCAGCUCAAGUUCCGAGAGUUCCUCAUCAACAGAAGAGAGUUCCACAGAGAGUUCUACUGUGAGUUCCAGCUCUACAGAGAGUUCCUCAUCAACAGAAGACAGUUCCACUGAGAGUUCUACUGAGAGUUCCAGCUCUACAGAGAGUUCCUCCUCAACAGAAGACAGUUCCACUGAGAGUUCUACUGAGAGUUCCACCUCUACAGAGAGUUCCUCAUCAACAGAAGACAGUUCCACAGAGAGUUCUACAGAGAGUUCCUCAUCAACAGAAGACAGUUCCACAGAGAGUUCUACUGAGAGUUCCUCAUCAACAGAAGACAGUUCCACAGAGAGUUCUACAGAGAGUUCCUCAUCAACAGAAGACAGUUCCACAGAGAGUUCUACUGAGAGUUCCUCAUCAACAGAAGACAGUUCCACAGAGAGUUCUACUGAGAGUUCCUCAUCAACAGAAGACAGUUCCACAGAGAGUUCUACUGAGAGUUCCUCCUCAACAGAAGACAGUUCCACAGAGAGUUCUACUGAGAGUUCCUCCUCAACAGAAGACAGUUCCACAGAGAGUUCUACUGAGAGUUCCAGCUCUACAGAGAAGAGUUCCUCCUCAACAGAAGACAGUUCCACAGAGAGUUCUACAGAGAGUUCCUCAUCAACAGAAGACAGUUCCACAGAGAGUUCUACUGAGAGUUCCUCAUCAACAGAAGACAGUUCCACAGAGAGUUCUACAGAGAGUUCCUCAUCAACAGAAGACAGUUCCACAGAGAGUUCUACUGAGAGUUCCUCCUCAACAGAAGACAGUUCCACAGAGAGUUCUACAGAGAGUUCCUCAUCAACAGAAGACAGUUCUACAGAGAGUUCUACUGAGAGUUCCUCAUCAACAGAAGACAGUUCCACAGAGAGUUCUACAGAGAGUUCCUCAGCAACAGAAGACAGUUCCACAGAGAGUUCUACUGAGAGUUCCUCAUCAACAGAAGACAGUUCCACUGAGAGUUCUACUGAGAGUUCCUCAUCAACAGAAGACAGUUCCACAGAGAGUUCUACAGAGAGUUCCUCAUCAACAGAAGACAGUUCCACAGAGAGUUUUACUGAGAGUUCCAGCUGAGAGUUCCAGCUCAAGAGAGAGUUCCAUUUCAAGUUCGGAGAUUUACUCAUCAACAGCAGAGGGUUCCACAGAAAGUUCAACAGAGAGCUCCAGCUCCGAGGAUAUAGAAAAUUU
Molecule: messenger RNA, 1837 nt
Organism: Drosophila sulfurigaster albostrigata
Lineage: Eukaryota; Metazoa; Arthropoda; Insecta; Diptera; Drosophilidae
Exons: 5
Coding region: 74-1723 (549 amino acids)
Cellular component (GO): extracellular region
Molecular function (GO): chitin binding
Source: RefSeq, a predicted model, not a curated record